Molecule: messenger RNA, 323 nt
Organism: Acaulospora morrowiae
Lineage: Eukaryota; Fungi; Glomeromycota; Glomeromycetes; Diversisporales; Acaulosporaceae
Source: the annotation of a GenBank genome assembly
UAUUGAAUGGCUUAAAUAAUUCAUUGACCAAUGAACAAAUUGAGGACAGGCUCGAUGCAUUAGAUAAAGAGAAUGAAGGUUACGAGGAACGGCUGAAAGUAUUGAGAACAGGUUCUAAACAAAUCUCGGUUGAAGACAAGAAACGUAUCGAUGAGCUAUAUGAGAAGAAUCGGAAGCUCUGGAGGCAGAGAAAGAGAAAGUUCAACGAAGUUUUCAAUCAAAUUGCGGAGGCUCUGGAAAGAAAGACCAAAGAUUUUAUGGAGGAAUUGGGUGUCGAAACGGACCCGAUUGACAUUAACGAAGACCCCUUAAAAAAUCUGUGA